Molecule: messenger RNA, 1323 nt
Organism: Toxorhynchites rutilus septentrionalis
Lineage: Eukaryota; Metazoa; Arthropoda; Insecta; Diptera; Culicidae
Product: nucleoside hydrolase-like
Exons: 1
Coding region: 336-1313 (325 amino acids)
Molecular function (GO): hydrolase activity, hydrolyzing N-glycosyl compounds
Source: RefSeq, a predicted model, not a curated record
ACUUUUAUGUGAAGAGACAUAUACGUAUGUUAUUAAUAAAGUGUAGCGCGUAAUUUCUAUAACUAUUUCGCUAAAAUAAUUAUUUAAACAAAGCUCAAUCUCGUCGAUGCAUAUAAAUCCCAUGCAGCGUUCUCUUUUGCCUUCCCAACAGAUCACUAAUACAUAUGCACGCUGCAAGCGCCCUAUUGCCAAAAUAUGAUCCUUCUCCGCUUGUAUUCGUGUUUGCAUCUUCAUUGAUAGCUUUCAGCAUGUCCCAAAAAUCUAUGCAUGCAGUGAAGCGCUAACUGAUAACGCAAAUAGCUUAGCUCAGCUGACUCUUCAGUUCUUGUUUGGAAAUGUCUCGAAACACGUCGCUCGACCCGGUGCGAAAAGUGAUCAUCGAUGUGGACGUAGGGACAGACGAUGCCUGGGCCCUGUUGCUGCUACUGAAGUGUGAGAAAAAGUUCAAUAUCAAGGUCGAGGCCAUCACAUGCACCCACGGCAAUACGGAUGUUCACAAUGUUGCGCUCAAUGUGCUCCGGAUACUGGGCGCGGUCGAUCGGCUGGACGUCCCAGUGUACAAGGGCGCAAAUGAGUCGUUGAUAACACCUGCGCCGGCGAAAAAGGAACAUUUCCACGGGAUGGAUGGUUUUGGAGAUUUGAAUUUCGAAAUACCCGACGAGAAGCUCAUCAAGACAGAGCAUGCUGUAAAUGAACUGUACCGGAGGAUACUGGGGGAUUGCGGAAACGUGUCUCUGAUUUUCGUUGGCCCACUCACAAACCUGGCGUUGUGUCUGAAAAUGUAUCCCGAUGCGCGGGACAAAAUGAAGGAUCUGUAUAUAAUGGGCGGCAAUCGACACGGCGUGGGCAACACAACCAAAGCAGCUGAGUUCAAUUUUUGGGCUGAUCCGGAGGCCGCACAUAUCGUGUUCAACAAUGUGCAGUGCCCAAUCACACUGUUCCCCUGGGAAAGUUGCGUUUCAGAGCACAAGGCUUUCACGAUGGAUUGGAGACUGGAUGUGCUUGGGAAAACAUCCAACAAAGCAGUUCGGAUGUUGAAUGAAGUCGAACGAAAAUGUUACCACGAGUGGAUGAUGUGGAUGCCUUGUGAUGCAUUUGUAGCCGCUGCCUUCGUGCAACCGAAUAUUGUGACUCGCGCCGAAAAUUUCCACGUCGAUAUUGAACUGGCCGGAACAUUAACCCGGGGACAAAUGGUGCUCGAUCAUUUGAGGCACAACGAGGAAAACACUCGGAUAAUCGAUAAGAUCAAUUGUGAACAGUUUAGACUAUUAAUGUUGUAUACUGCGGAUCACGAAGUCGAAAAUCAAUUAUAGACAUUGUGUA